Messenger RNA from Cariama cristata (Red-legged seriema), 336 nucleotides. Its product is annotated as cytochrome P450 2G1-like. The annotation marks the transcript as partial. The record is from RefSeq and is a predicted model, not a curated record. Gene Ontology annotation, biological process: xenobiotic metabolic process. The transcript is spliced from 2 exons. Lineage: Eukaryota; Metazoa; Chordata; Aves; Cariamiformes; Cariamidae. Gene Ontology annotation, molecular function: iron ion binding; oxidoreductase activity, acting on paired donors, with incorporation or reduction of molecular oxygen, reduced flavin or flavoprotein as one donor, and incorporation of one atom of oxygen; heme binding. Gene Ontology annotation, cellular component: intracellular membrane-bounded organelle; cytoplasm.
CGGCAGGAGAAGGGGAACCCUGACACCCACUUCACCGAGGACACGCUCUCCAAGACCACCGUCAACCUCUUCUUUGCGGGGACGGAGACCGUCAGCUCCACCCUCAAAUACGGACUCCGGAUUCUGCUCCGGCACCCUGAGGUGGAAGCCCGGCUCCACGAGGAGAUCGACCGGGUGAUCGGCCAACACCGCAGCCCCCGCAUGGAAGACCGGAGCCGCAUGCCCUACACCGACGCCGUCAUCCACGAGAUCCAGCGUUUCGCCGACAUCGUGCCCAUGGGGGUGCCCCACACCACCACGCGGGACGUCCAGCUCCGGGGGUACACCAUCCCCAAG